CAAACAGUAGAUGGCGAUAUAAGACCAAACUCCUUAAAUUAGCAUCACAGAACAACAACAUCAGUCUUAGCGACGUUAGCUCCAAAGGAAGCUUGUGUCUAUUGUAUAUUUCUCGUAAUUUGGGCCACAUUAACAGGUACGCUGGAAUUUUCUGAUACCCACUCGGACAUGUCCUAUGUCUUCAUCAACGACUCGUCGCAGACCAGCGUGCCUCUGCUGCAGUCCUGCAUUGAUGGAGACCUGCCCUUUGCCAAGAGGCUGCUGGAGACAGGAUGCGACCCCAACAUCCGGGACAACCGCGGACGCACGGGCCUCCACCUAGCUGCCGCUCGUGGAAAUGUGGACAUAUGUCGCCUCUUACACAAGUUUGGGGCCGAUCUAUUGGCAACGGAUUAUCAAGGGAAUACAGCACUGCACCUGUGUGGUCAUGUGGAUACUAUACAGUUUCUGGUUUCCAACGGGUUAAAGAUUGAUAUCUGUAACCACAAUGGGUCCACUCCGCUGGUUCUGGCAAAAAGACGCGGCGUCAACAAGGACGCUAUUCGUCUUCUGGAGGGACUGGAGGAGCAGGAAGUGAAGGGUUUCAACAGGGGAGCCCACUCCAAACUGGAGACCAUGCAGAUGGCUGAUAGUGAGAGUGCAAUGGAAAGCCACUCCUUACUCAACCCCAAUCUGCAGAGCAGUGAGGGAGUCCUGUCCAGCUUCCGGACGACCUGGCAGGAGUUUGUGGAGGACCUGGGCUUCUGGAGGGUCCUGCUGCUGCUGGUGGUCAUUGCCCUUCUGUCCCUUGGCAUCGCCUACUAUGUCAGCGGGGUCCUGCCUUUUUCCACCAGCCAGCUGGAGCUGGUGCACUGAAAGGGGGAGGGAAGUUUUACUAUAGGGGGGGGGGGGAU
Melanotaenia boesemani (Boeseman's rainbowfish) is the source of this 893-nucleotide messenger RNA. RefSeq names its product ankyrin repeat domain 46b (gene ankrd46b). The coding region runs from base 169 to 855 and encodes 228 amino acids. The transcript is spliced from 4 exons. The record is from RefSeq and is a predicted model, not a curated record. Gene Ontology annotation, molecular function: protein binding. Lineage: Eukaryota; Metazoa; Chordata; Actinopteri; Atheriniformes; Melanotaeniidae.